GAGAAAAAUAGAGCUUAUUUCCCCCAAUUCCCCAAUGUUUGAGUUAGGGUUUGUAAUUAGACUCAUCGGCGCUACCGAAUUGGGUUGAAGAAAACGAAAGAAAUAAUCACGAUGCAGUUGUGUGACGACAAAGAGCUUGACGAAUGUAUAAACAAGGGGAGAGAAAUUGAAGAUAAGCUUAAGAAGAUUAUUGAGAAGUCACGGCGUCAAAAGUUGGCAUUGAAGAAGGAAUUUAAGAAGAAGGUAAAGGAAGAUGAGGAGAUGCUGGCAGUGAAGCGCAAGUAUUAUGACUCACGCAAGGCUCUCUAUGACGAAAGAAGUGAGCAUAUCAAAUCCAUUCCUCAUUUCUGGAAGACUGCUUUUCUGGGUUUUAAAAAUCUCCGAAAACACUUGAGUGACGGAGACGAAAAGAUAAUCGAGUUUCUAGAAUCUGUAGUUGUUGAUGAUGGCCACAAUCAGAAAUCUAUUACUUUUUUCUUCAAAAAGAAUCAGUAUUUCGAAAAUUUAUUCCUCAAAAAGAUAUACUCCCACACCCACAAAGGAAUAGUUAAUGAAUCUGGAACUAAAAUCUUGUGGAAGAAGGGGACGGGCACCACAAUUGGAUCAGAAACUGAGGAUCCUGCGCUUAUGGAUAUUGGUAAUAGCUUCUUUACACGGUUCUUUGAUCCUCAAGACAAAGAUCUUCCAAAAAAGCCUCGUGAUGAGGUGCUUGAGGCAAUCGAAGAGCAUCUAUGGCCAUCCGCUCUUGUACAUUUUCGAAUGGGGAGCAAAAAGAUGCCAUAGGAGGAAGAGGGUGAUAUAAGUAAGGCAAUAAAUAUCAGCUAAUCUAAUAUGCUAAGAUAUAGUUUUACUGUUCUAAUGGAAGUUUCUUCACGGACCUGUCUCUAUAUUCUUAGGCUAUAGUUCUUCUGUAAUCAAAUAAUUUUGUUUUUUUUCCAGUGUUAAAGUAGUGUUUCCAAUCGAUGGCUAAAUAUCUGUUUAUCGACUCUUCUGGAGUCAUUUUCGGUGUUGCUGAGUUUUUGCGCUGUUUCUAAUGCACAUAAUCUGGUAUAUUUAUAAUCACUUUUUAAGGCACACGACAAUGAUUUGUUUGGGACAUUUCAUCAGACAGGACUGAACAUGUUCCGACAAUGAUUUGUUUGGGACAAUGUCCUAACUUAGGGUGGCCCUCUCGGCAGUUUCAGGCGACUAUUCCGGCAAUGAAUUUAUUUUUCUCUC
Papaver somniferum (opium poppy) is the source of this 1218-nucleotide messenger RNA. RefSeq names its product NAP1-related protein 2-like. Gene Ontology annotation, molecular function: chromatin binding; histone binding. Gene Ontology annotation, biological process: nucleosome assembly. The transcript has 9 exons. Lineage: Eukaryota; Viridiplantae; Streptophyta; Magnoliopsida; Ranunculales; Papaveraceae. The coding region runs from base 112 to 783 and encodes 223 amino acids. Gene Ontology annotation, cellular component: chromatin; nucleus. The record is from RefSeq and is a predicted model, not a curated record.